Messenger RNA from Wickerhamiella sorbophila, 1779 nucleotides. Its product is annotated as Transcription factor SFL1. Gene Ontology annotation, biological process: regulation of DNA-templated transcription. The transcript has a single exon. The coding region runs from base 1 to 1779 and encodes 592 amino acids. The record is from RefSeq and is a predicted model, not a curated record. Lineage: Eukaryota; Fungi; Ascomycota; Dipodascomycetes; Dipodascales; Trichomonascaceae. Gene Ontology annotation, molecular function: DNA-binding transcription factor activity; sequence-specific DNA binding.
AUGACUGAUUCUAGACCAAAUGGCCACCGUCCUACGCUACCGGAGGGCCGGUUUCCCGAACCGAUUGCGUCGCAGAGUCCGGUCGCUUCGACAGCCGAUGCUGUCGAUGAGGAAGUUCCUCUCAAGGACGCGUCGCAUACCUCCAGCUCUCCGACCUCGGACCGGAAAAAGCAUGCCAUCGGCAAGCCAUUAGUCCUCGCAACCCUGCAAAACCAAGCUUCACAACAACCUCAAGUUACAGGGGCUCAGCCCGAUGGGGACAGAAAACCGAUAAAUAUGCCCACCAAAGGAUCAAUAUCAUCAGACGUGUCGUCUACGAGAAACUCAAGUGCCAUUUCCAUUGCUACGGCUAGAACGAGCUCCACUGUCACUAGCGAUAGCACUACCUCCGAGCAGAGUGCGGCAAACCCCUCGAAAACCCCACCCAAAGAGCUGCCACCACCAAUCAGCCAACAAAACGUUAAUGCCACAAUUCCCCAGACACCUGAGAAUUCAUCGGGUCCGCCCCCCAAUAAACACUCGCGCCCCAGCCAACCAGCCCCUGGCGCUCACGUGCAGUUUUCUCACACUCCGUUUAUACAAAAGCUCUAUGCUAUGCUAGAAGACCCUAAUAUGGAGCAUGUGAUUAUUUGGAGCGAAAAUGGCGACAGUUUCCUGGUGAACCCAAGCACCGAAUUCUCCCAGUUACUGUGCCUUUAUUUUAAACACACGAACAUCUCUUCGUUCGUGAGACAACUAUCAAUGUAUGGAUUUCACAAAGUGGUCCCUUCACACGGUACUAUACACAGUCCGUCUUCAAAAAAUCCCGACUUUCCCUGGGAGUUCCGUCACUGUGACGGUGCAUUUAGACGAGGUGACAUUGAAGCACUCCGAACAAUUAAGCGGCGCUCUUCGAGGCAUACCAACCCUUCAAAACGUCAGAGAAUUGUAAACGCCUGGGAAAACACUGGAUUCACACAGCAAGCACCCUCCGGCGGACACGAUCCUGGAAAUAUGCACUCUCAACGAGGCCGUCCACCUCCCCAGGUAAGCCAAAGCCACCCCCAGCAGCCAGUUGUUGCUCAACCACAACAACAGCAGCAGAUGCCAUUAUUAUCUGGACAUAAUCAAGGGCCCAGUGAUGCGGUUUACGCAAAAUUCACUUACCGUCACCCAAGCAUGAGCCAUCCUAGUGGUGUCAUGGGACAUUGGCCCAUGUUACCAAGAACAUCAAACGUUCAGUCUCAUUUACCAUCUCUUGGCUCCAGCUCGAUGCAUUCAAACUCUGUAAACUCGCAUUUCAGCUCGGUCUCAUCCAUGGGAUCGUCAGUGAGCCAUCCAGGUAGCCAGCAAAUUGGCCACCCGAGCAUGGCUGGAUCAAUGCCAAAUUACACCAAUAUGGAUUCUCCUCAAGGUGACAAUGUUUUAGAUUUCCUGAUGCAAGCUCAGCAUAGUCUGCAGCUGCAGAUUUCAGAGCUAAGCAGAGCUGUGGCAGAUAUUCGAAGUGCCAUGGAGCAUAUUCGCUGGUCCGAAAAUGCCAGAGCAGCCAGUUCAAAACCAGCAUCCCCCGAAGUUACCCCCACAGAGCCUUUAGAGCCGGCGUUCACGGGAUCUGCUGUACAACAACGACCUCCGUCAUCUAAGACAGCUCAAGCUGUCGACGAUGAAACAAAAUCCCCAAAAUCGGUACAAGCCGCAGCGAGCACACCGAAUGAACACUUGGGCGAAGCUGCUGGAGCAGGUCUUGCCGCUGGCCCGGAGACCCAAGACCGUAUCAAGCUCGAGUCUUUACUAAACUGA